This is a messenger RNA of Colletotrichum godetiae, 999 nucleotides long. RefSeq lists its product as uncharacterized. The record is from RefSeq and is a predicted model, not a curated record. Bases 361 to 621 code for a protein of 86 amino acids. NCBI's taxonomy places the organism in Eukaryota, Fungi, Ascomycota, Sordariomycetes, Glomerellales, Glomerellaceae. The transcript has a single exon.
GUUGGACGCCCGUGUCAACAACCUCGUCCUCAUCGGAGCUCUCGUCGGAGGGUUCCUCGACCUCCUCCUCCUCCUCCUCCUCCUCGACCUCUUCGGUGUGUUGUUCCGACUCGGCCAUCAUCUCGGUGUCUUCUGUGCGGGCGUGGGGGGGAUCUUCGUGGAUUUCAAAGUCGUCGCGGCUGCGUUUACGUGUGGCCGUGGCCAUGGAGUGCGGCGGUCUCGACUCUGCGGUCAUGGGGCGGUGGGCCAAUCGCAAGUCUGCCGGGGCGGUAGAAGUGAGUGCCGGGGCAUGGAAGGGAGAGGGCGCGCGUGUAGAGUUCGAGACAGUGUCUAGGGCUGGGACGGUGGUUGAAGCUUGGUAUGGCUGCGGUGGAUAGGUGUGUGGUUGAUUCGGGUGGUUUUGGUGAUGGUGGUGGUGUUGCGGGUUUUGCUGCGGAUAGUGCUGGUUUUGUUGGUGUUGUGAUUGUGGUUGCGAUUGUGGUGGUGGUGGAGGAAGAGGGUGUGGUGUCUGGCGGCGUUGGUGUUGUGGCGGCGGAGUGGGCGUUGGUGUUGUUGCCCAAUCGUGCCGGUGCCAGGCCUGGACGUCGAGGGUCUGGCCAAAUCGAGUCAAUUGAUCGAUAGCAUCCAGGUUGGGUUGACUGAGGCCAGCUGAGGAAUCUCGCUGGGUUGUACACUGCGUCAUCCGAGGCUGUGGUGGAAGGAAUUGAGAGAAUGUUUUGUUGUAUUAUUCGAUUGAGUUUGAGACGGCGGUGGUCUUCUUUGGGAGUUUUUCGCAGUACAAGCUGUUCGUUGCGGUAGGUAUAGUGAAGUAGAGGUACCUGAGAACCUGAGAUGCUCCGCAGUCUGCAGUGUACAAGGACUUGAUGUAUGGUGAGGUGUCUUGGGAGGUGACCAAGGUUAUAAUUGGACGUUCUUGUUUUUCGAAUUUCUUUUUUUUCUUUGCAUCUGGCAGCAGGUGAUUACCUUGUGUAGGAGAGAGGUGGGAAUCUUUUGGAUUUC